CGUUUCCGGCGCUUGGCGGAGUUUUGCUGCCGGGUGACGGCGAGUGACAGAAAGUGGUGGGGCAAUGCCGGAGAUCGAGAUCCGACAUGUGGUAUCCGCGAGCAGCUCUGACACGACGCAUUGUGCUGACAACCUGCUCAAGGCUGACACCUACCGCAAGUGGAAGGCUGCCCAGGCUGGGGAAAAGCAAGUCUCAGUCAUAUUACAAUUUGAAAAAGAGGAGCAGAUUCACAGCAUUGAUAUUGGCAAUGAAGGCUCCGCCUUUGUGGAAGUGCUGGCUGGUAGCUCUGCCUCCUCCAGUGAGCAGAAUUAUGAGGUGCUGUUGGUCACAUCCUCCUUCAUGUCUCCCUCAGAGAGCAAGACUAGCACCAACCUGAACAGAGUCCGUAUGUUUGGGCCAGAGAAACUGGUGAAGGCUACAGCUGAGAAGAAGUGGGACCGAGUUAAGAUUGUUUGCACCCAGCCAUAUACCAAGUCUCUGGCUUAUGGCCUUUCCUUCGUGAAGUUCCAUUCUCCUCCGGACAGCAGCGAAACACAUUCCAAAGCGGCUUCACCGAAGGUCACCAAAUUGGGCCAGUUUAAAGUGAAGGAGGACGACAGCAAUUCCAUCUCUCUGAAACCUGGUGCUCUCUUUUUCAGCCGUGCCAGUAAACCCCUGGUCUCCCCUCCUAAAGCAUCUCAGAAUGACCAGCCUUCCCCCAGUUAUGCUGCUGCCUCCCUACAGACCAACAGAUCUCUUUCUCCAGACUCUUCACCAUCAGCGGUGGAAAAGCCCACCACCAAAACCUCACCCAAGGAACCCACCCCAGUCAAAAGGAAGUUUGAGCUCAGCAAAGAAAACGCUGGCCUCUCGUCUGCAACCAAGAAAGCGAACCCUGAUAAGUCCCGCGUUACACAGCCACCUUCCAAAAAACACAAAGUUUCUCCCUCCCCGUCUCCUCCCCAGAAGAUGCUGCCUUUGAAAAAAGCUCUUCCCACCCAGCCUUCAGAGGAGGCAGCAGCCAACGGGUCCUUCCAGCAACUCCUACAGGGUACCGUCUUCGUGCUGAGCGGCUUCCAGAACCCCUUCCGCUCUGAAUUGAGGGACAAGGCCUUGGAGAUGGGGGCCAAGUACCGUCCAGACUGGACCCCUGACAGCACUCACCUCAUCUGUGCCUUUGCCAACACCCCCAAAUACAGCCAGGUGAAAGGGCUCGGGGGCACCAUUGUACGGAAAGAAUGGAUCCUGGACUGUCACCGGACACGUCGGCGCUUGCCCUGCAAAAGGUACCUGAUGGGUGGCCCCGACUCGUCCAGCAGCGAGCAGGAAGAGGAGAGUGAGGAGGAGGUCCCAGCUCCGCCUCGCAGACCUUUGACUCCUCAACAGAGAGCCAGUGUGCCCAGCCCCAACCACAAAGUUAAGCCUGCCACCAGCCCCAAAGUAACGCAGGCGGUGCCACCAAGAGUGUCUUCCGGGGAGGAAGAGGAGGAGCCCACCACCUCUCAGAACAGCAACAUCCACAACAAUUCCAGGGCAUCCAGCGGGGAUGAGAAAUUUACAGGUCUUCAAGACAACGGAGACGAAGGGUCAGGUGACACUGACGACGAGUUAAGGAGAGUCGAAGAGGAACACCGCAAAAAGCAGCAAGGCGGACGGAGGAUAGUUCCAGAACCGGACAACGAUCCCUAUGCUGGUUCCACUGAUGAGAACACAGAUGUUGAGGAACAAGUGAAGCCAGAUCAGCCGAUCCCAGAACUUCCAGAUCUGUUUGUGGGCAAAUGCUUCUUCCUUUAUGGUGAAUUCCCUUCUCAGGAACGACGCCUCUUGAAUCGCUACAUCAUAGCUUUUAACGGGGAAGUGGAGGACUACAUGAACGAGCGUGUAAACUAUGUGAUUACGGCUCAAGAAUGGGACGACACAUUUGACGAGGCCCUGAAUGAGAACCCCAACCUUUCCUUCGUGCGUCCCCGUUGGAUCUACAACUGCAAUGACCGGCAGAAGAUGAUCCCCCACCAGCCGUACGUCGUGGUGCCGCGAGUGUAGGAGAAGCCCUGCUGGAGUUUGUAUAUAAUGUAUAUUCGUCUCUUUUGGGGGGGGGAAGACCCUUUGCCUCCUGGCUAGUUGAAACGGGGCAAUUCCCGUUGGGAGAAACAGCCUUCCUUGGGAGCCCUCCAACCUUGGGGGUGGUUUGGAUGGUCUUUGGUUGAGUUUUUUUUUUCUUCCCCUACCCAGUUCCACCAGAUCAUGUCGGAAGCCGGUCCGCUUUUGGAAAACAAUGCUUGCUGCGGGCUGCUCUGGGACAGCGCUAGGAUCCUCUUAUCUUCCAGGAGGGAGGAAGGGUCUCCCUCAAAAUUAGAGCCCAGGAGUUCAACAAAGGCAAAAAGUUAAAUGUACAGAGACAAAUUCACAAGCCUUUGUCAUUUCUUGCCCUUCUCACAACUCACUUAGCACUGGUGGUCCCUUUUCUUUGUCUUAUGGGGAUGCAUUACGGCUGAGCAUCUUUGCCUCUCCCUACGGAAAUCUCUUUUCUACGUAGCGGCAAACUAUUGUUUUCCUAGCAAGGAAGUUUGGGGUUUCACAAAAGAAGGAAAAAACUGUCCCAUUUUUUUUCACCCGGGGUGGUUCCAGUUUCACGGUAGUACAGAUGGGGCUUGUCCCCAUCAUUGGGGUGUAGGUAACCCCAAUCCCCAUCAUUGGGGUGUAGGUACCCCAAUCCCCAUCAUUGGGGUGUAGUACCCCAAUCAUUGGGGUGUAGGUCUCAAGUUGAUUGUACCAUCUGCAGACCAAGCCAACCUCAUUUUUUAAAAUGAAGAGAUCGACAAAUCACAUUCAUGCCUUCCAUGGGCACAUUU
Messenger RNA from Thamnophis elegans (Western terrestrial garter snake), 2832 nucleotides. It is a transcript of the gene XRCC1, whose product is annotated as X-ray repair cross complementing 1. Gene Ontology annotation, cellular component: nucleus. NCBI's taxonomy places the organism in Eukaryota, Metazoa, Chordata, Lepidosauria, Squamata, Natricidae. Gene Ontology annotation, biological process: single strand break repair; double-strand break repair via nonhomologous end joining; base-excision repair. Gene Ontology annotation, molecular function: damaged DNA binding. The transcript is spliced from 17 exons. Bases 65 to 2023 code for a protein of 652 amino acids. The record is from RefSeq and is a predicted model, not a curated record.